GGUUGGAAAUUCCUAUCUCGUUAUACAUUCGUUUAACAACCAAUGAAUUGUUUAUUAUUUAAACGACGGGCUUUAUAGCCUGUGUAUUUAUCUCAUGCGCCAGAGCCAUCUACAAAUUCAACUAGUCAUUAAUCUUAAGAAUAUAUGAAUCGCAAACCAUGGCCUUUUCUGCACUUCCCCCCGAACUACGCAGUCUCUGCCGGAGAUUGACGGCGACAAAAGUAGAGCAGCUUCCAGCUCUGCUACCCUCUCUACUUAGGGACUUAUUGCGUUGCAAAGAACCACUGUCAAGGCCACAUGAGGCGAAGGCGUCUGAUAGUUCCUCCGAAUCGACAGUGCUCGUACAUAAGCUAAAGACUCAGAUAUCUACACUUCUCAAUAGUAGAACCUCUCAGGGCCGCUUCGUAGGAGUGGCGCUAGUAAAAGCUGUGGUAGAAACUGGUGGUUGGGAAUGCCUUCGAACAUCCGAACCAUGGGUCCGAGGACUUCUAUCUAUCCUUCAAAGAAAAGACCCAGCAGUCAUUAAGGAUCUAUGUGUUGUGACCCUAGUGAAGAUAUACACUCUGAUGCAUGCCUACCCGACGUUGAUACGGGAGAUCGUUACACCUACCCUUCCUACAUUUGGAACCGCCUGCCUCCAGAUUUUGAAGCCCCCUACAACUAGCAAAGUUGCUAAAGCACCCAAUAGCCUCAUCGAAACAAUAUUUGAAGGUUUCUCGGUUAUAAUCCCACUAUACCCUACUACUCUACGUCAGUUUGCGUCUAAGCUUAGGGUUGAGACACGAUCGUAUAUUGCUCCAACCGUCUCGGACGGUACAAUAGUUCCAGCCUCACUGCAGGCAUGCAGCAGACGUCUUGUUAUCAGGUUACAUAUGACAGCUGUAAAGGGUGGAGACUCAACUGAAUGGACGAAACAUCUAGAUGGGAUAAUCACUACAUUCCACUCCACAGCCGAUCAGGUCUUCCGGGCAAUCCAGGAGAACUGGGAGUCGGUGUCGGGUCACCCGUCAGAAUCUACGCUGCAACGGGUAGACUUCGAUAAAGAUCCCCAGGGCGGUAGUGACAGCCCAGAUCAAUUGCCCCCUUGGGCUGGCAUUUAUGCGGGCAGCGAAAGAUUGCUCGGUCUACUCGAUUUUAUCUGUGAAUAUCUGCGAUGCUUUACAAAAACGACAGUCACCAUUCCGGUCAGUGCAAUAGUUGAUAUCGUUACGAGGAUAUCCUCAAUCACGCCACCAAUUCCAGGGAAGGAGAAAUCUGCAUCAAUUCAGAUGAACCCAGCUGUUGGUAGAGAGGAGAAAGACGAAUUAUGGACAGUAUUUCCAGAUAUUCAACUUGCUGCAAUGAAGUUGCUAUUUGUUAUGACGCAGCGGCUGGGAAGAAAUGUCCUGCCACUAGCUCAAAUAUCACUUGAACAACUACUACGAAUGUUUGAGACUAGCUAUCGUCUACCUGAAAUCCGGAUAAUAGCCUUCCUCCUAACCAAAGAGAUUAUUCAGCUUUGCGGGCCAACAAUGGAGAAACUUACCGUUGAGGGCUUAAGCCUCAUCAUCAAAGCAUGCUGUCGCGACCUUUUAGGAUCUAGUGGUAAUCUCAAACAUCCUAAGCAAUCAGCUAUUUCUACUCAAAAUGGUCCGAAAUCUAAAUCCAUCAGUCAGAAUGCCGACGCUUUUCUCGGUAACAGCGCCGAGGAUGAAUUCAUGUCUGUCUCGUUAAGUUCAGAGCACGUCUCAGCAGCAACAGCACUCUUGACUACUCUUUUUAGUCAUGUCCCUCAACAGCUUCUCCCUUCUUCACUUCGGGCUCAUAUGCUCAAAACGGCUAUCUUAUGCCAGAUCAAGGACGCGCAGGUGGCAAGCAUACUACAUCCGGUACGAGACAAGAGCGGUAGGACGCCAGCAGUCAUAUUGCCUUAUCUUACGCAACGGUUCCCGCACGACGAAAGUGUGGAAUUACUACGCUUCAACUUUCGACCUAUGGCGACAGGACCCCGGAAUGACGCUAUGGACAUCGAUGAGGCGCCAACUGAAGACGCCUUAGAAGACGAGUCUUCGAUGAAUGGGUUUUCAUUCGAUCGACCACUUGAGACUCCUGUUCCUGGUCCCGCAGAUCAUACCCGUGCCGAAGCCGCUGAGACCUCAGCAAAAGCUCAGGACCUAUUUCUCCCCAAGAGACCGCUAGAGACGGUUCUCAGAUCUGAAGAGGAACGUACCACUGUCGUGCGACCACCGCCAACAAACUUACUCAAGCGGAAGAGCGAAGAGGCUGAAAUUGCCAUUUCCAAACGGGUUGAGAUCGACACGACGGCAACAACGGUAAUCAGCGCCCCUAUACCGGCAUUUAUCAAUCCGCCGAGCCAGGCUCCCAAGACCGGCAGCGUGGGGGCUCCAGACGAGGAGGACAGCAGCGAUAACGAGAGUGUACAUCUAAACAUGGAGCUCGAUGCGGACGACGAUGACGACGACGACGACGGAAUAGAGGAAAAUUAGCGCGCGGCGAAUAGGAGGCUGGCCCGAUUACUCGUCAUCUGGAACGUCACACUCGGUAACUUGGCAAACACGCCGCCUGGUUCCGGAUAAAAAGAUCCCACAUGGCCCUGCACAUAACAUACCUACAUGGGGACUUGGGAGAAGAUGGAGUUGGCCAUAUUUACCUACGUAGUAUAUAUUAAUUGCCUCAUCGUGCAGACGCAAGGCACGCGAGUCGCUUGGUCGCGGAUAGAGACCACGUAAUCCUGUAAAGUGAAGUCGCUUGUUGUUCGUGGGGAGUUGGCAGGUGUUGCGCACGCGAGCUAGUACCAGAGUCGUCAGUCUAUUGUAUAUAUUGAGAUAAGCACUUCCUCGAGAGGGAUGCCGUUCUAUAUAAAGUCUUGAGUAGCAGUUCUUAUGAUAGAUACCCUGGUAACUUAGGGUAAUUU
This is a messenger RNA of Daldinia loculata, 2914 nucleotides long. RefSeq names its product rRNA processing/ribosome biogenesis-domain-containing protein. Gene Ontology annotation, biological process: rRNA processing. Lineage: Eukaryota; Fungi; Ascomycota; Sordariomycetes; Xylariales; Hypoxylaceae. Gene Ontology annotation, cellular component: nucleus. The record is from RefSeq and is a predicted model, not a curated record. The transcript has 2 exons. The coding region runs from base 159 to 2486 and encodes 775 amino acids.